Aethina tumida (small hive beetle) is the source of this 541-nucleotide messenger RNA. RefSeq names its product B2 protein. The transcript is spliced from 2 exons. Bases 47 to 451 code for a protein of 134 amino acids. Gene Ontology annotation, biological process: sensory perception of smell. The record is from RefSeq and is a predicted model, not a curated record. Gene Ontology annotation, molecular function: odorant binding. Lineage: Eukaryota; Metazoa; Arthropoda; Insecta; Coleoptera; Nitidulidae.
AAAAUCAGUUUUAAAUGACAUUACACGGUGAAAUCAAUAUUCCAACAUGAAUCCAGUACUAUUACUUUGUUUUGUGUUCGCCAUUACAUACGUGGACUGCACGUUGACCGUUGAGCAACUGGAAAGGCUCACAGAAUACAGCAGAGCUUGCAGAGCCGAAACAGGUGCCACAAUAUCGCAAGUGACACGGGCCAUAGCCGGUUAUUUCGACGACGAUCCAAAAUUGAAAGCCCAACUGUACUGCAUAUCCCGAAAAGUGGGUUUCCAAAAUGAUGUCGGUGAUAUGGUGCUUGACGUGAUCAGGGAAAAAAUAGCUUCCAUUAUUACCGAUCCUCAUAUGGUUGAUGAACUGAUAGAAUUGUGUGCUAUCAAACAGGCUACGCCUGAAGAAACAGCCUACAUCACGCUGAAGUGCUAUCUGGAUAAAAGAGGCAUUAAUUUUAUCCAUUAAUAAUUGACCUGAAUUAUAUAUUAUAUUAUUGUUUAUCCCAUUUUGUUAUUAUUUAGUAUAUUGUUAUUAAAGUAUCCAUUAUGCAUUGAA